Messenger RNA from Cutaneotrichosporon oleaginosum, 642 nucleotides. RefSeq lists its product as uncharacterized. Lineage: Eukaryota; Fungi; Basidiomycota; Tremellomycetes; Trichosporonales; Trichosporonaceae. Gene Ontology annotation, cellular component: cytoplasm. Gene Ontology annotation, molecular function: sulfiredoxin activity. Gene Ontology annotation, biological process: cellular response to oxidative stress. The record is from RefSeq and is a predicted model, not a curated record.
CAUGACUCAUCCACUCGCCGACACGACGCCGCGCAAUUGCUGCGCUGCAAUGUCCUCGUCACUGGUCCUCCCCGACCGCAUACGACUCUGCAACUCCGUACACUGCUAAUUUUUCGCGCCCCUUCCGCCGGGUCUACUGUACUCAUCUCAGCCGUAACAUGUCGUCGUGCAUCCCAGAUGAGCUCAAGUCGGCUCCGACAGCUGCCAGCCAGACACCACGCGAUAAUCUCCAACCCGAUUCUGUGCCCGACGGACAUGCCGAGUCUGGCGAUGGCAGCGCGGCAACACAAGACCGCCCGACAUCCUCUGUGUUCGCGCGCGCCGACAGCGCUCCGGUCCACAACGUGCCGAUGCGUGUGAUUCACCGACCGCUGCCGUCCGAGCUCGACGAGGACAAAGUCCAGGCCUUCAUGGAGGAGAUGAGGACCGGGGACGUGUUCACGCCAAUCGAGGUCGUCAAGGUGCGCGCGCCCCUCAAGAACGACCCCACACGCACGCCGCAGAACUUUUACUUUGCAAUGGGCGGCUGUCACCGAUACGAAGCCACUAAGCGGCUGGGGCUCGAGACCAUCCGCGCCAAAAUCAUCGAGGUGCCCGCGUCCAACAUGCGCAUCUACAUGGGCGCAGCAUGUCCGUUCUGAA